UAUCUUGGUGGCCAUGUUGUACGCCAUCUUUGCGGAGGCUACUUUCAGGAGAAGAUUGUCAUGAUUCGUUCGAAAUGCCGAAGGAUAAGCAUGAAAAUAAUGAUGUUCGAAGAACUUAUACUUUGAUGAGUCCCGAGGAUGUAGCUAACGGCAAAAAGUCGAAAUGGACAGAACUGGAAAUUACGGCUACGAUUCGUAAUUUGAGCCCGUCAUUAUGGCGGUUGGAUUUCUUAACUGCGUUGUUCUUAAACGACAAUCAUCUAACAAAGAUUCCUCCAGAAAUCUCCAAGCUUGCUCAGCUCAAGCACUUGGAUUUAUCAUCGAAUAAACUACGAAGUUUGCCCAGCGAACUUGGAGAUCUGGUCACAUUACGUGAGCUCCUUUUGUGCAACAAUAGUCUGAGGCUUUUACCUAACGAACUCGGAAAACUUUUCCAGUUACAAACCCUUGGAUUGCAAGGAAAUCCCUUACCACAGGAUGUUUUAACUAUAAAUGAGGAAAAAAAUGGAACAGCCAAACUUCUAGGCUAUAUGCUGGAUAAUUUAGCGGUUUGUUCUCGACCACCAGACAGGCAGUGGAUUUCACUACAACCAGACAGGCCUAGGAAUCCUGCAUUGACCUUCAGUGUCAUGUGCUAUAACGUCCUUUGUGACAAGUAUUGUACACGACAGAUAUAUGGCUAUUGUCCAUCUUGGGCCCUUGAUUGGGAGUACAGGAAAACAGCAAUCCUGAAAGAGAUUCUUCAUUAUGGUGCUGAUAUUCUAAGCUUACAGGAAAUUGAGACAGAGCAGUUCUAUAACUUUUUCCUUCCUGAGCUUCAACAGCAUGGCUAUAAUGGAAUUUUUAGUCCCAAGUCCAGAGCAAGAACAAUGACAGAAGAAGAUAGAAAAUAUGUGGAUGGCUGUGCCAUAUUUUUUAGGACCUCCAAAUUUAGCCUUGUCAAAGAGUACUUGAUUGAAUUCAAUCAGUUGGCAAUGCAAAAUGCUACAGAAGCAGAAGAUAUGCUGAAUAGAGUGAUGACAAAAGACAACAUUGGAAUCACAGCAUUACUUGAGCUCAAGGAGGGCUACCUUAAUUAUGGUAAUGAUGUGAACAUGCCGCGGCAGCAGGUGCUUGUGUCCAAUGUGCAUAUUCACUGGGAUCCAGAGUUCAAGGAUGUGAAGUUAAUUCAAUCAGUCAUGUUGAUGCAUGAGUUAAUGACCAUCAUGCAGGAGAUUAACCCUGGCUUUAUGGUACAGGGAGGUAAAAAUGGCACUGCACCAAGUAAGUCAAUCCCAUUAGUGUGCUGCGGUGAUCUUAACUCACUCCCUGAAUCAGGGGUAGUUGAGUUCCUGGACAAUGGGAGAGUCCGGAUUGACCAUGGUGACUUCUUGGACAUGAAAUAUGAUGGAUUUCUAUCACGCCUCAGCAAUGGCAAAAACGGAGAAAAGUGUGGAGACCUUACCCACUGCUUCAAGCUCCAACGGGCCUACUCUGAAGACCAGAUGUCUUACAGCAACCUUACGUAUUCAUUCACAGGUGUGAUUGAUUAUAUCCACUACACAUCUGACCUUCUCGUUCCACUUGGCGUACUCGGCUCUGUCAGUCAGGAUUACAUCAAAGGGAACAAAAUCAUCGGAUGGCCACACCCACAUUUCCCGUCAGACCACCAGUCACUGCUCGUGGAAUUCGAGGCUUUAAGCUUCAGCAAUGGGGUACCUGUUUAUGGGUACAUUCCAAGCUCUCACCAUCCCAGGUAGUGUUAGAUUCUCGCGUGAUAACAAUGUUGUAAAUUUGUAACAAAAGAGUUGUAAAGAGGCUGAGUUGAAGCAAGCCAUUUUUAAGGAUCUAGUCACUAGACGUGUUUUGUAUUCUACCAGGAAAAUGUUCACCGGCAUAUUUUCCCUUGAUUCAGUUUUAUAGACCUUUUUGACUUUUGUUUUGGUAAAAGGAGAAUGGGAGCUGCUUUAAAGUUUAAAUAGUUGGUUGCCAGAUAUAGUGCUGUACGUACAACUUCAGGUGUGAAGCAAUAUUGUUCGGCUUUAAUUUAAUUUAUCUAUUUCGACAGUAAUUUAUUGAGUUAGCCCAGUAGUGUUCAUUAUAAUAUAUUGCAAUUCAUUGUUAACUAUAAUAUGUGGCCUAAGCGUGAUAUUUAAUUUCUUUAACAAUUCGCAAUUCUUUUGCAAACCAUGGGCGGUCAAAACGUGCUGUAAGACGUAAAUGCCACACAAAUAGAGUUAUCCUCUAUAUAAGAGCUAUUUUAAAAAGAACUUGAAUUUAUCAAAAAAAAGGCAGGUAGUGAAAAUUAUAGUUUUCAUUCCCAUAUCCCAUCUUGUGUCUAGCCUUUAAUGGCAUUUUUCAAUGGAUGCAGAAAUUGUGCAACUUAUUUCAGACGAGCUCGUUCACUUACAAAAUGUUCGUAAUCUUCCACUUGUCGCUUAGAAUUGAACAGUCUUCGAUGCUGUUGUUGCAGUUGCAUUGUACUUGCACAUAAGACUAAAUUGACACGUAUAAGCGUCUUUGCUGUAUGUACACGACAUUGUACAAUAUCAUCUCAACAAAUACAUUCGUGAACUAUAUCUUAACCAACUUGCUAAAACACUUUCAUUUUCCUUUACCAGCAGCUUAACUCGACAUUUUAUUUUGGCGUUUUCAUUUUGUCUUCCUUCUGUUCUUGGAGAUUAAAUGUGUACUAUGCGUUGAAUAAUUUGGAAGGAGGUUGUGGGGGACUUAAACAAACUGUCUUGCAUUACCUCCCACUAUCUUCUCGAAAAUUGUCAUUUUUUUUCAAAGAUCCUAUUUCCGUUUUAGUGAAGAUCACAAUUUAUAUGAUUCUUUUAGUUUUGUUUUAGAUUUUAUUGUUUUGUGCUUUUUUCCCGAUUCUUUUUCUCUUCACCUAUAGUUCGGAAAUCAUCUGAAUAUGCAGCCACGAACUAUAUAAACGCCUCACACAAAAUGCUUCAGUUUACGUGCAAUACCUGCAUAAUCGAUUUUCAUUUGUAGAUCUUAGCAAGGUUUCAUGUACGAUACUGUGCAUGUAACAUAUUACAUAUAGAGCGUCAGGUUAUAUAAACCUUGUACAUAUUCUACCCAUGUGAAGCUUCAUCCAAUCAUCUUUCAGCUUUUGACAGAGCGAUUCACACACGAUUGACAUGUUGCGUGACGUGUGUAGAACCAUACAUGUCACGUAAAAAGAAGCAUUCUGGUAGCUUUCGGCAGAUUUGCACGAAAAGCUGAAAAGAGCUAAACGGUUCUGGAUUUGCUUUACAUGGUUGGAAUAAGUGUAUUAACAGUUUUUUUUUCUCCACGAAAGAGAAGGAAGGUUGUAUCGUAAAGCGUUUUCAUAGUAAUAUUUAUGUGUAGUAAACUAGAGUUUUAUUUAGAGUUGUUUAGUCAGUCAAUGCACUGAAAACAUACAUGCAACUUACUUAAGGCAACUGGUAUAAUUACCGCGAACGAAACCUCUUCAUAUCGAUCAACAAUUUCAAUUUCAUCACGUUGAUGACGCUUCUGUUUGCUCGUGGUCCAAGAACAAUCAGGUAACUCAGUUGUGGACUUCUUUUCUCCUUCUCAUUUGCCUUUCAAACGCAUGUUCACGUUUUCAGAUUUGAGUAAUCCGCCCUCUAGUGGCUGCCUGUUGUCGGAAAUUCUUUUAAUAACAGCUUUUAGAGCUCAAUUUAUUUUACAGUAUGGUGUAUUAUAAAAACGUGUGAUAAAUUACAGUCCCUUCAACGUUUGUUAUAUGUGUGGGUGUUCAUAACACCCCAUCAUUGUUACCUUAAAGGACCUGAAAUCAGUGUAUGGUAAAGUAUUACUAGUGGACGAAGGCAUAUAGAUUGUUAGUGAAGCGGAAUAAUAGAGUGGAAGGUGCUGAUUCUUCAGCACAGUUGGUGCAAGUUGAGUCCAACACUGGACCAUAUGGGAGACAGGAUGAAGUAUCCUGAGGGAUGAAAUGGUUAUUUGUAUUCAUCUGUUCUGGCUGGUCAAUGAGAGAUGUCUGUGUUGUUUCAUGACUAUUUUGUAAUGGUUUCUUUUAUCAUGUAAUGCAUUCAACUAAAACUUAGUUGUCAAUUUUCAACCCGCUUGGUUAUUUUAAUCUCCAGUGCAGCGGAGAUAAUGAAUAAUUGAUCUGUUUGGUUUGGUUAAAUCAUUAUGGCUAGCUAUUUAUAGCCGUGUAGAGGAAUUUAUCAAAAUUUCAGAUGUCAUUUCAUUUUGCAGUAUGUCAUCACAAUUACAAUGAAACAUCCAACCUUUUUCAAUGACCAGUAAAACAUUGGGAUCAUUAUUUUGUUUUACCUACACAAUUUUGCCAAAAAACGUUUUUGUUUUUCUCAUGAGUGACAAAAUUCGCACACUGUCAUUAGUAUUGCAGUAUAUUUUGUGCAGUUUUGGAGGGGGUGAACUUGAUUUUCAGCACGGUGGACUAUUUUUGAACGUGUUUCAUAGUGUGGUACGUACACUGGGUGGGGCUAACUUGGACUGGCUUUUUAUAUUCCAAAUAAAAGUGUGCGACUUUUGUUUUAUUAGUUUUACACUGUGCAGUUCUUGCUUUUUUUGAUCACCAUUUGUAGUUUACAGUGAGGUGGUAGGUUUGUAGACCGGUUACAAGGGUUAUUGUAGAUUGUAACUCGUACUUUUUAACAGAAACUGGCAUUUAUGAGAAAAACGGUAAACUACUGGAAUAAAAUCAGUGAACAAAG
Molecule: messenger RNA, 4679 nt
Organism: Pocillopora verrucosa
Lineage: Eukaryota; Metazoa; Cnidaria; Anthozoa; Scleractinia; Pocilloporidae
Product: CCR4-NOT transcription complex subunit 6-like
Biological process (GO): nuclear-transcribed mRNA poly(A) tail shortening
Cellular component (GO): CCR4-NOT complex; cytoplasm; nucleus
Molecular function (GO): protein binding; poly(A)-specific ribonuclease activity
Source: RefSeq, a predicted model, not a curated record